CCGUUGCCGCAGUGACAGUACGGGGGAGUGGGAAGAUGGCGGCGUCGCGUCGCUCUCAGCAUCAUCACCACCAUCAUCAGCAACAGCUCCAGCCCGCCCCAGGGGCUUCGGCUCCGCCACCGCCACCUCCCCCGCCGCUCAGCCCGGGCUUGGCCCCGGGACCUACCCCGGCCUCUCCCACGGCCGGCGGCCUGGCGCCCUUCGCCUCCCCGCGGCACGGCCUGGCGCUGCCGGAGGGGGAUGGCAGCCGGGACCCGCCCGACAGGCCGCGAUCUCCGGACCCAGUGGACGGCGCGGUCUGCACGGUGGCUGCUACGGCCGCGGCCCCGGCAGCUUCCGCCGCCGUCGGGGUCGCUCCCAGCCCAGCCGGCGGCGGCGGUAACAACUCCGCGUCGUCCACUUCUUCGCCUACUUCUUCUUCGUCUUCCUCUCCGUCCUCCCCUGGCUCGAGCAUAGCGGAGAGUCCCGAAGCAGCCGGAGUUGGCUCCACAGCAACUUUGGGACCCGGGGCGGCGGGCCUUGGCCCGGGGGUCCCAGCCGUGAGUGGGGCCCUGCGGGAGCUGCUGGAGGCUUGUCGAAAUGGGGACGUGUCCCGGGUGAAGAGGUUGGUGGACGCAGCGAACGUGAAUGCAAAGGACAUGGCCGGCCGAAAGUCUUCUCCCCUGCACUUCGCAGCAGGUUUUGGAAGGAAGGAUGUUGUAGAACACUUGCUGCAGAUGGGUGCCAAUGUCCAUGCCCGUGACGAUGGGGGUCUCAUCCCACUUCAUAACGCCUGCUCUUUCGGCCAUGCGGAGGUUGUGAGUCUGUUACUGUGUCAAGGAGCAGAUCCGAAUGCCAGAGAUAACUGGAACUAUACGCCUCUGCAUGAAGCUGCCAUUAAAGGGAAGAUCGAUGUUUGCAUUGUGCUGCUGCAGCACGGAGCUGAUCCAAACAUCCGGAACACCGAUGGGAAAUCGGCUCUGGACCUGGCAGAUCCUUCAGCAAAGGCUGUCCUCACAGGUGAAUACAAAAAGGACGAACUCCUAGAAGCUGCUAGGAGUGGUAAUGAAGAAAAACUAAUGGCUUUACUGACUCCUCUAAAUGUGAAUUGCCAUGCCAGUGAUGGGCGAAAGUCUACUCCGUUACACCUGGCCGCGGGCUACAACAGAGUGCGGAUAGUUCAGCUGCUGCUACAGCACGGAGCUGAUGUCCACGCAAAAGACAAAGGCGGGCUUGUACCUCUUCAUAAUGCAUGCUCAUACGGACACUAUGAGGUCACAGAACUGCUGUUAAAGCAUGGCGCUUGUGUUAACGCUAUGGAUCUGUGGCAGUUUACACCGCUGCAUGAAGCCGCUUCUAAGAACCGCGUCGAAGUCUGUUCUUUGUUACUUAGUCAUGGUGCUGAUCCAACCUUGGUCAAUUGCCAUGGCAAAAGUGCUGUGGAUAUGGCUCCCACUCCUGAGCUCCGGGAAAGACUGACAUAUGAAUUUAAAGGCCAUUCUUUACUACAAGCUGCCAGAGAAGCAGACCUGGCCAAAGUGAAGAAAACACUUGCUUUGGAAAUCAUCAACUUCAAGCAGCCACAGUCUCAUGAAACUGCCUUGCAUUGUGCUGUGGCCUCCUUGCAUCCCAAACGAAAGCAGGUGGCAGAACUGCUGCUUAGGAAGGGCGCCAAUGUCAAUGAAAAAAACAAGGACUUCAUGACUCCUUUGCACGUUGCAGCUGAAAGAGCUCAUAACGACGUCAUGGAGGUUCUGCAUAAGCAUGGAGCAAAGAUGAACGCGCUGGACAGUCUUGGUCAGACUGCUUUGCACAGAGCUGCCUUGGCUGGCCACCUGCAAACCUGCCGCCUCCUGCUGAGUUAUGGCUCUGAUCCUUCCAUCAUCUCCCUGCAAGGCUUCACAGCCGCGCAGAUGGGGAAUGAAGCGGUGCAGCAGAUUCUGAGCGAGAGUACUCCUAUCCGCACUUCUGAUGUGGACUAUCGACUCUUAGAGGCAUCGAAAGCUGGUGACUUGGAAACUGUGAAGCAACUGUGCAGCCCGCAGAAUGUGAACUGCAGAGAUCUGGAGGGCCGCCAUUCCACUCCCUUACACUUCGCUGCAGGCUACAACCGUGUUUCUGUCGUUGAGUACCUUCUACAUCAUGGAGCUGAUGUCCAUGCCAAAGACAAAGGGGGCUUGGUUCCCCUUCACAAUGCCUGCUCCUAUGGACACUACGAGGUAGCUGAGCUCUUGGUGAGGCAUGGGGCUUCUGUCAACGUGGCGGACUUGUGGAAAUUUACCCCUCUCCAUGAAGCCGCAGCCAAGGGAAAAUAUGAGAUCUGCAAACUCCUUCUAAAACAUGGAGCAGAUCCAACUAAGAAGAACAGAGAUGGAAACACACCCCUAGAUCUGGUCAAAGAAGGAGACACAGAUAUUCAGGACCUACUGAGGGGGGAUGCUGCCCUGUUGGAUGCUGCCAAGAAGGGCUGCCUGGCCAGAGUGCAGAAGCUUUGUACUCCAGAGAACAUCAACUGCCGAGACACCCAGGGCAGAAACUCAACUCCUCUCCACCUGGCAGCGGGCUAUAAUAACCUGGAAGUAGCCGAGUACCUGCUAGAGCACGGCGCUGAUGUGAAUGCCCAGGACAAAGGAGGUUUAAUUCCACUCCACAACGCAGCGUCUUAUGGGCAUGUUGAUAUAGCAGCGUUACUGAUAAAAUACAACACGUGUGUAAACGCGACGGAUAAGUGGGCCUUCACUCCCCUCCACGAAGCAGCCCAGAAGGGAAGGACACAGUUAUGUGCCCUACUCCUAGCACAUGGCGCAGACCCAACCAUGAAGAACCAGGAGGGUCAGACACCUUUAGAUCUGGCAACGGCUGAUGACAUCCGAGCUUUGCUGAUAGACGCCAUGCCCCCUGAGGCCUUACCUACCUGUUUUAAACCUCAGGCAACUGUAGUUAGUGCCUCUCUGAUCUCACCAGCGUCCACCCCGUCCUGCCUCUCUGCUGCCAGCAGCAUAGAUAACCUCACUGGCCCGUUAGCAGAGCUGGCUGUAGGAGGAGCCUCCAAUGCAGGGGAUGGUGCUGCGGGUGCAGAAAGGAAGGAAGGAGAAGUUGCGGGUCUUGACAUGAAUAUCAGCCAAUUCCUUAAAAGCCUUGGCCUUGAGCACCUUCGGGACAUCUUUGAAACAGAGCAGAUCACGUUAGAUGUGCUGGCCGAUAUGGGUCAUGAAGAACUGAAAGAAAUCGGCAUCAAUGCCUAUGGACACCGCCACAAGUUAAUCAAGGGCGUUGAAAGACUCUUAGGUGGACAACAAGGAACCAAUCCGUAUCUGACCUUUCACUGUGUGAAUCAGGGAACUAUUUUGCUAGACCUUGCUCCAGAAGAUAAAGAAUACCAAUCAGUAGAAGAGGAGAUGCAGAGUACUAUUCGGGAGCACAGAGAUGGCGGGAAUGCUGGUGGCAUCUUCAACAGAUACAAUGUCAUUCGAAUUCAGAAAGUUGUAAACAAGAAGCUGAGGGAGCGGUUUUGUCACAGACAAAAGGAGGUGUCUGAGGAGAACCACAACCAUCACAAUGAGCGCAUGCUGUUCCACGGUUCCCCUUUCAUUAAUGCCAUUAUUCAUAAAGGGUUUGAUGAGCGGCACGCAUACAUUGGAGGGAUGUUUGGAGCUGGGAUUUACUUUGCCGAAAACUCUUCCAAAAGCAAUCAGUAUGUUUAUGGAAUUGGAGGAGGAACAGGCUGCCCCACACACAAAGAUAGGUCAUGUUACAUAUGUCACAGACAAAUGCUUUUCUGUAGAGUGACCCUUGGAAAGUCUUUUCUGCAAUUCAGCACCAUGAAAAUGGCCCAUGCGCCUCCAGGACAUCACUCAGUCAUCGGUAGACCAAGUGUCAAUGGACUGGCGUAUGCUGAAUAUGUCAUCUACAGAGGGGAACAGGCAUAUCCAGAAUAUCUCAUCACCUACCAGAUCAUGAAGCCGGAAGCCCCUUCCCAGACUGCAACGGCAGCAGAGCAGAAGACCUAGUGAUUGCCCCUGGUAAAGGCCGGAGUGAUUCAAACCUGCAACUGGAUUACAGUGGAUUGCUUCCAACAAAAAAAAUCAAUAUUCUCUAAAUCCCAACAGCCAAGAAAUAAGCUGUUUGUCUUUUAUAAAGCAUUGCUAGAGUGACCCUGCGGAGUGAGUCCCCAAGCACAUUCACCUGCCCUGGUCCCCUUGAGGAAAUGGCUACCAGGCGGCCUUGACCAUGUCUCAGGCCGUUUUCAUUGCAGUUACCCAUUUCUGAAGCAAGAUGCUUUGCUCAAGAUGUAGAGAUGGGGAAAGAGAAUAUGCUGGCUUACACGUUCUUGGUUCAUACACUACAUUGUCUUCGUUGUGUUGGCACAUGGAUAACAGACACAUGUGAUGGGCUUAUUUUUUAAUUUUGCCAAACAUAUUUGUUGAUGCUUCUUGUUCUUGUUGUCGCCGUCGUCGUCGUUAUUGUUACUUUGAAAAUGGCCAGAGUCUUCCUGGGAUAUUCUGCACAGAGUCACUCUGACUAAAAUCAUUAGCGGUGCAGCCGAAGCGUCUGGCUAGACACUGGUCCUGUGUCCCUGUUGUCAGAGUUUGUAUCUCUGCUUCUUGUGAACAUAAAGGAAAAGAGCAAUAUUUAGUUUCCUUUUAUAAACUCCCCACCUUAAAAGGAAGGGCACAAACAUCUCUUUGACCUAAAAAGUCAGAGCCUGGUGGACCUGUGGUCUCAGGGUUCUCAGGACCAUGCUACAGAUGGGAGCGCCUGGGAGAGUGUUAAUGGAGGGGUUAGACCCUUGCUUCCCUGGUGGAAUGGCUAGAGAGCUGGGAGGGAGGAGCCCAGGGCCCUGACUGCACCCAGCAGACCCAGGGAUCUCAACAAAUGCUUCACUCCCUGGACCACCAGGGUCAUCUAAAGUCAGGGAACUGUUCAACCUCGCCAAGGUCCCAGCAUAUUUCUUUCUCUCUCCCUCCCUCCCCCCCCCUCUCUCCAGGAUAUUCAAACCCUACAUAAUAAAUAUGCACAAAUGCAAGGACAUUUUGUUUACUCCUAAUCUGGCCUCUGAGUAGUAUGUGUCGAUAGUUUAGAAAGAUCUCUUCUCUCAGUUUUUAAACCAUUUCUUCAAAGUUCUUAAUGUAGUUAGACAAAGAAAACAAAAGUUGAAACCAAAGGCAGUUUGACCUAUUUUUUAGGUGCCACUGAUAGAAACAUUUCUUUGGGAAAGUGCUUGCUUGUAAUGGCAUUCGCCAAGUGCGCUCAACAGCAGGCAGAACCAGGCCUGCCGCCUCAGGCCCUGUGGACCCUAACUGAGUACUGAGCUGAACGCAUUACUUCACAGGUCCUCCUCAGCUCUGAGGCAGACGUCACAUAAGCAGGGAAACAGUGUGACACACUUAACCAUUUCAAUCGGAAGGCUGAAAACAAUGUUUUUAACUUUGUUUUAAUGCAAGCAUAUUAAACUGUGACCACCUUCGUUUCCCUGGUUCUUGAAAUACACAUUUCUCUCGUUUUAUUUAUUAAAUUUUUGUUAGCUUGAGCCUAUGCUAGGACUAGGCAUCCGGUCUAGUGUGAGUAUUUUAGUUAUAUCUCAAAUGGCUUCCUCAAAAUGAAGUCAAAAGUUAGCCUCAGUUUUUACUUCCAUUGAAGUUUCAGUGACCUGAGCUUUGUGCGUGUGGUCUUGGCUGGGUGUUUAACAGCAACUAGAGCCCCAUGGAAAGCUCCAGACUCUGACGUUCCCUCAGGAGCUCCUGUCCCUCCUUCUUCUCCUUUCUGUUAACAAAGGGUUGAAGAGAUCGGCCUCUGUGUCGUUCACUAGCUGUAAUGUAUAUGUUAUUUGGCCUGACCUGAAUUAAUUUAAAAUGCUAAACACAGCUGUGAUUUUAAUUUAGUAAUGAGUUACUAUGGUGUAGGUGUGGAAGGAAGGCUUUAGCGCCUCUGACGGACGGAUCGCCUCCAUGAACCAACCAGAUUAACUAGGCCUAUCGUGCUUCCCUAACCACCAGGACUGUGUCAUGUUCUGAGCUGAGUAAAGACUUUGUAAGGAA
This is a messenger RNA of Rattus rattus (black rat), 6017 nucleotides long. It is a transcript of the gene Tnks, whose product is annotated as tankyrase. The record is from RefSeq and is a predicted model, not a curated record. Gene Ontology annotation, molecular function: protein binding; NAD+ poly-ADP-ribosyltransferase activity. The transcript has 27 exons. Gene Ontology annotation, cellular component: nucleus; cytoplasm. The coding region runs from base 36 to 3989 and encodes 1317 amino acids. Lineage: Eukaryota; Metazoa; Chordata; Mammalia; Rodentia; Muridae.